Messenger RNA from Sceloporus undulatus (fence lizard), 6253 nucleotides. RefSeq names its product NLR family apoptosis inhibitory protein (gene NAIP). Gene Ontology annotation, molecular function: cysteine-type endopeptidase inhibitor activity involved in apoptotic process; ATP binding. Gene Ontology annotation, cellular component: IPAF inflammasome complex. Lineage: Eukaryota; Metazoa; Chordata; Lepidosauria; Squamata; Phrynosomatidae. The record is from RefSeq and is a predicted model, not a curated record. Gene Ontology annotation, biological process: detection of bacterium; inflammatory response; pyroptotic inflammatory response. Bases 1668 to 6134 code for a protein of 1488 amino acids. The transcript has 16 exons.
CUGUCAGGAAGUUCUUCCUAAUGUUGAGGUGGAAUCUCUUUUCCUGCAGCUUGGAGACUAAGGAUAGGUUGGCAGAAGAAAAAGAAGCAAGGGAGAUGUGGACAGCUGUAAUGGAGCAGAAAUUAAAAGCUGUGGUAGAAUUACAAGCAAUUAGGCCUAGUAAAUCACACCUGUUAACACAUGAAGCAGAGCAUAUGUAGAAUACUAUCCACACAAUUUCUCACAGCCGAGAAGACUCUUUAAUAAGAGAAGCUGAUGUCAAGGAGUCACAUUUUCAGAAUAGUUUAGGAUUUUGUUUCUUAAAAAACAAUUUCACCUGGAUGCUUUGAGACUUUUGCUCAAAAUGAUAUGAAAUAGUGUAAAUAAAACCUGGAGGGCUACACAGAUUGGAAAACCAGAGUGAUGAUGUAAAUAUACACUAAAGGAUGCCUAAGCAGAGUCUUGGGUGAGCUGAUGCUAGAAACGUGUUCCUUCAGAAAAUGGUUCUUCAGAAGAACAAACUAAUAUAUCAUAAGCAAGAAGAUACAGUUGCAAGAGUCGCGACAUAAAAGAAGGGGAAAUCCCAGUAAAGGGUGGAAAAGGAAUGAGCUACUCCUUUGUUUCUAUUAUUUAUUUGAGUAUAAUUUUGUCAGUUUAUGAUACUAAAUUACAACAAGAAGAUUUGAUGCUUAUCCAGCCUGCCCAAACAUAUCAGGGGUUGUUAGUUUUUACUGCUGCACUUUUUCCAAGAUCAAAAUUUUAUUUUGCUAAUUACAAGAUGUUUCAGGUUUUUCUGCUCCUUCCUCAUUCUUUUUAUUCCUAUCAACUGGAUGCCUUUUUUAAAAACGGUGAUAAUUUUCAGUGCAUCUGUGGGCGAGUGAUGUUCAAUAUGGGUGGGUCUGGUAUCUGGUCCAUUCACCCUCUCUAUGUUUACCAGACAUUCUUCCAUGAUUUCCUCCUGCCCCUGCCCCAUUUUUAUUUUUUUGGCAUCUGUCUGCAGCAUUAUCACUAUAUCAAUAAGAUCCAGUGAUGCUUUUUCUGUCCUGGGAUGAGAUCAUUCUCUACCCACAUAUGAAACCACUCCAAGCAUGUAUAAGAGAUCAUGACCCAGAAUCAUAUGCUCAGCUCUGAAACACCACAAACAACCAGGUUUGUGACAACCCCUAUUUCAUUCUUCCUGACAGACUCUCUCUUUCAUUCCCAUCACACAUGCCUCAUAUUUUAAUUUGUAUGUUUAUAUGAUGUGUCUGUGUGUACAUGGAUAUGUCUGAAGAAAAAUAGACAAGAGAGAGAAAAUUGGGGGAGAGAUGCCUGUCAGCACAGCAAAAACAGCACUGCUGUUAUGCAAUAGAGAGAUUAUUGAAUAACUUCAAAAUGAAAAGGUUUCACUUAGGGCAAAAUGAGGCCGAGAUUCUGCAUUUAAUUUCAUUUUUAAAGAGUGGAUGUAGAAAAGGGAAGAAAGCAACAUGCUGUGACCUGAAAUGGAGCAGUCUGAAUUGACACUACUCCUCAGUCUGGAUGGCUUUUUAAAGAAUGAAAUUGUCUGCUUUUACUUCUGUACCAGCAAAAGGCAGUGAAAUGUUUUUGUUGUAGGAAUUCAAUAAAGUAAUUUCCCCACAAUGCUUGACAAACAGCACUUAUUAGCAGUUGCGUCACGCUAAAAAAAACACAACACUUCCCCAUGCCUUAUGUUCACCAAAAUUCUUGAGUCCGAAGUUCAGAGUAUUUCACUUCCUCCUUCCUGGAAAGGAAACUUUUAUCAGUUGUUUCUAAUUGCUGGGAAAGACUCUUUUUGUUUUGAAUUCAUUUUUGUACAUUUUGUCAUUGGGUCAAGAAUCUGGAAAAAGGCUAAACAUACCCAGAUCCUUAAGUUGCUCCUCAUAGGACCUUUGGUUUCCAGACCUUUCACCACACUCCAGAACAGCAUGGCUAAUUCUGCAGAAGGUCCAAGCAGUGACAUUACUGAACUGGACAUUUCUUAUCUAAAAGCUUCUUACCCUCAUGUUAACUUUGAUUUUGACAUGCUGGCAAAAGAAAUGGAAGAAGAAUACCAACAGAUCCGUAAGGAACUUCAAAGAGGGUUUAACGCUUCAAUGAGAAGUGAAGUCAAAAGGUUGAAAACCUUCCUGUCACAGCCGCCUGGCAACUCUGCAUCAGCCUGGUCUCCCGUAGAGAUGGCUGCUGCAGGUUUCUAUCACACUGGCAUUAAGACAGCAAUACAGUGCUUUUGCUGUGGGUUAGUUUUGCUUGCAAGAAGCAUCAAACGAUCUCCUUGUGCAGAACACAAGAAAUAUUGGCCUCAGUGUGGAUUUAUUUUGGGGAAAGAGGUGGGUAACAUCCCUAAGUAUGAGAUUAGAGUUCAAAAUCCCAGGAACAGUUAUUCAGAAGUCAAAAUCAGUUACAAAGAGUUGGAGUCAAGACUUCAGUCCUUUGCUGGCUGGCCAUCAUAUGUCAGAGAAACGCUGCCUGUUCUACUAGCUAAAGCUGGAUUUUUCUUUACAGGUAUAAAAGACACAGUUCAGUGCUUCACCUGCAGUGGAUGUUUGGGGAAUUGGGAAGAAGGUGAUGAUCCUUGGAAAGAACAUGCAAAGUGGUUCCCUGAAUGUGAGUUUCUUCAAAGCGAGAAGUCAAGAGAUGAAAUUAAAGAGUACAUUCAAAAUUAUUGUGGAUUCGUUGGCAUUACGGGAAAGCAUUUUGCAGCAUCCUCAGGGAAGAUAUUGGCCUCUAAUACAGGGGAUUUAGAACCUGCUAUAAACAUCUAUGAAGAUGAAGACGUCAGGCUGGACACUUUUAAAACUUGGCCAGAGGAAGCAAAAGUAGAUGCUACUUCUUUGGCCAAAGCAGGAUUUUUCUUCACAGGAAAGAAAGACAUUGUACAGUGUUUUUCCUGCACUGGAUGUCUCAGUGACUGGAAGGAAAAUGAUGACCCUUGGGAAGAACACGCUAAAGCUUUUCCUCAUUGUAAUCAAUCUGAUCCAGGAAGGAGUACAUCACUGGAGAAAUCACAAAGGGAGGCUGAAUUGGAGUCAUGGCAUGAAAAGCAAAUAGACUGCAAAGACAAAUUGGGAGAUACAGAAGCUCUCAGUUCUGCAGUGAAUAACAUGGCCUUUGAGGAACCUGAAUGGCUUCAAGAACAGCUUAGAAGGGCAUACAGUGAUAUUCAUUUCAGGAAAACGUUUCCAUUUGGGGAUUCUGCCCAUUUUGCUAUUGAUCUGAAGAUGCUCUUUGGGGACUUAGCCAUUGUUUCCAAGAAUAUCAAUAACCUGCCUCUGCAGCAGCUCACGCUGCCUGAGGUUCUUGAAAGUUUUCAGUCCAUUACAGUUGUAGAAGGAGAGGCAGGCAGUGGAAAGACUGCAUUGCUUCGAAAGAUAGCCAUUCUUUGGGCCUCUGGGCACUGUCCCAUACUCAGCAGAUACAAGCUUGUAUUUUAUCUGUCCUUGAAUUAUCAAGACCGUGAUCAGAGUCUAGUGGACCUUAUUUGCAACCAGGUGGUAGGCCUUAGAAGAUUAUUAACAAAAGAGUCCCUGGAGAAUUUGUGUCAGCAUUUGACAAAUGAAGUUCUCUUCCUGUUAGACGAUUAUGAUGAAAUGAAUUCAGUUCCUUGUGACAUUGAAGACUUGAUUCAAAAGAAUUACUUAAAGAAACACUGUUUAAUUAUUGCAGUUCGCACAAACAGGGUUAGGAGAAUCCGCCAGUAUGCAAACACUAUUCUUGGUAUCACAGAGUUUCCAGUGACAAGCACCCUCUAUCUGUUAAGGAAUUUAUUUUCACAUAACAAUUCCCUUGUAGAAGACUUUUACAUUCAACUGCGAGUAGAAGAAACAAUGCAUUCCAUGUUCAAAACUCCCCUUUUUGUUGUGGCCCUUGGGACAUAUUGGACUCAGUAUCCUAAUGGCAAUAUAUUCCUAGGUCUGGUCAUUUUAAAAGCCUACAUGUUGUACACAUCACUGAAAUAUCCUCAGGAGAGUGAUCGUAUAAAAUCUGCAGUAUCUGCCUGUGGUGAACUUGCUUUACAAGGUCUCUUCAAAUCCCUCUUUGAAUUCAGUGAAGAUGACCUCUCUGAAGUUGGGGUGAAUGGAGAUGAUGCUCUCUGCUUUGGUCUACUGAGUAAAUUCACUGCCCAGCGGCUUUGGCCAAUUUACAAAUUCAUUCAUCUUUCAUUCCAAGAAUUUCUUGCAGGUCUAAGGAUGAGUGAGCUCCUAAGUUCAGAUGUACAGGCGGAUGUGGACAAAGGGCUGCAGUAUUUGCAGCAAAUCAACACAUUUGUGAAAAUCAGCGGCCGCUACCAGUACAUUUUGAGAUAUGCCUGUGGUGAAGCUUCCAAAGCAGUACCCAAAAUAAUUUCCCACAUACUCCAUUUGCCCAGUUGUGAGAAAUCAUUUGAAAGCCAGAUAGAAAAUGAUGUUUAUCUACAGCAGACUCCAAAAGUACAGCUGAUGCAACAGCAGCUCUUGAGUGCCACCUUAACCUUGCUCCCAGAGAUUUAUCUUUCAAAAUUCACUGAUGUUGUACUGAAACUUGCAACUGAACUAGCUUAUCAAAGCAAUAUGGUGCCAGCUUGUGCCCCUAUCAUCUUACAGUUCCUUACUGGAAAAAAGUUUCCCUUAGCUCGCUUUGCUUCUAAAGAUGGGUCCAUCAGUCACUUCUUUCUGGACUAUCCAGAUAGUUUGUUCUUACCAAGCAGAUUUGAGGAAUGUCUUAUUGGCAAAGAAAGAAACACUGAUCUGUCUCUAGCAGAAAGAUGUUAUUCCAAUCUUGGGACUCCAGUUGUUGACCAAGAAUAUGCUUCUGCUUUUAGGCCCUUCAGUGAGGUUUCCAAGCAAAUAAAAGAAGAUGAAGAUACUGUUAAUAGCAUUAGGACAUUUAUCCCCAGACGUCUUCCGGAUUCAGUAAUAGCUCCAUUUCUCCAUAAGAAAGGCCAAGAAAAGAUCCCACAUUUAAAAUUUUCUGUCAGUUACAUAAAUUCAUUUCAGGCUCAUGACUUGAAGAAUUUAGCUGUGCUUUUCUCUGUUUUUGAUCAUAUUGACUUGAGGCUGAAUGAUUGCAAAAGUCUUCUGGAGAGUAUUAAACCAGCAGUUGAACAAAAUCUGGAGAAUUUUAAAACAUGUAGCAUACAUAAUACUGACUUGAGUUUAAUAGAAGAGAACCUCCUUCUUUCAAUAUCUUCACUUGAAUCCCUUGAAAUUAUGGGAAAGGCAUCAAUACCAGAAACUCUCUUCUCAAAUUUGGACAAAUAUACAUUCUUGAAGGAAUUGUCAGUGGAUCUUGAUUGUCAAAAUCUGUUUGACCUAAUCCCUGAAGGCUUCAAAAAUCUUUGUGACAUGGAGAAAUUCCUCAUCUGCCACGUUCACUUUCAAAGCAGUUCUCCCAGACUCGCUGAAUUCAUACGGAAGUUUAAAAAACUCUCUGUUUUUCAUCUGAAGCAUUCUGAUUUUUCCGAUCUGGGGGUUCUCAUGGAUGCCAUGUCUUCUUGUAAGAUGCUGACAGAAUUAGAUUUCACUGGAUUGCCUUUCAGAAAUGAAGACCUGUUCUCCCUUACUACUGCUUUGCCAAAUUUUGCUGCACUGAAAGUACUUAAUCUCACCAGGCUGAAUUUUAUCAGCAAGGAAGCUGGCAUAGCACUGGGAGAAGCUCUGGCUACUCUUGGGAAUUUAGAAGAACUUGUUUUACCCAUUGGAGAAGGAAUAAGUCAUGCAGCUAAACUUAUUGUUCAGCAAUGCUCCCAUUUUCCAAAUCUCCGAAUGAUGCAUUUUAAUGAGUCUUUAAGUGGUGAAGGCCUCUUGGAAAUAGCAAAAGUAGCAGCUGGUGGUGGUUUCCAAAAGCUUGAAAUCUUGCACCUCAUGGUGAAUCACAGCAUUCCAGAAGAUUUUUGGAGAAGAUUCUUUGAAACAUUGCCCAGUUUGCCAAAAUUACACAAGGUGGACUUCAGUCGCAUUUUCACACAUCAAAUCAAAUGCCAGGCAGCAACUGUGAAGUCUUUUGUCCAGUGUGUCUCUAGACUUCACAGCCUGAAGACAAUUAGCAUGAUAGGUUGGUUGUUUGAUGAGAAGGACCUCCAAAUGUUUAAUGUCAUGAAGGAACAACAUCCACAAUCUAAACAUUUAAACUUAACUUGGAGAUGGGUGUUGCCUGUAUCACCAAUUAUAAAUGCAUAAAGAAAAAGAAAGGGAUCUUACUGUGUAGUUGUUGUUAGCUGCUUUCAAGUUGAUCUCAACUCAUGGUGAACCUAUGAAUGAGAUGUCUCCAAGCCCCCCUAUCCUCUACUUCUCUGCUC